Molecule: messenger RNA, 2114 nt
Organism: Ogataea polymorpha
Lineage: Eukaryota; Fungi; Ascomycota; Pichiomycetes; Pichiales; Pichiaceae
Exons: 2
Coding region: 1-1359 (452 amino acids)
Biological process (GO): regulation of transcription by RNA polymerase II
Molecular function (GO): zinc ion binding; DNA-binding transcription activator activity, RNA polymerase II-specific
Source: RefSeq, a predicted model, not a curated record
AUGAAAGAGGAGUCCCCGGAUGAGUCCCGUGUGGCUAAACGUCCAGGUGCAAAGCGCAAGUUCCACAAGAAAAGUCGCAAAGGAUGCUCUACAUGUAAGAAAAGACGCGUGAAGUGCGAUGAAAAGCGUCCAGUGUGCGGUAACUGUGAUCGCAUGGGAAUUCAGUGCGUUUACAAUAUACCUGCUCCAACUGUGCAGGCUACACAGGAUAUCCUGACCAACGAGCAUAUCUUGAACUCCUCAGGCUCUUUGCCCAUCCAGGAGCAAAAGCAAAACACACUCAAACCUCCUGAAAUUGUGCAAGAGCCGAACCUGUCUCCGAACAUGAUUACGCAACCGCCUCCUACUCAAGCUCUGGCCUACGAUACACAUCAAACACUCAACAUGCUCGAUUUAAGACUCAUGUACCACUACACCACCAAAGUUUGGCCGACAAUCACAGAGGCAGGAAUAUCAGACUCCAAAAUAUGGUCCGAGGAGAUCCCGAUGCUCGCUUUCAAAUACCCGUUCCUUAUGCAUUCAGUACUCGCUUUUAGCGCUACACAUCUCUCCCGUACAGAGCGUGGCCUUGACCAGUGCAUUACUGGACACCGUGCAGACGCGUUGGGAUUGCUACGUGAGGCAGUGCUCGAGAUGUCGCCCGAGAACACAGAUGCCCUGGUAGCAGCUGCCUUGAUUCUGAUUAUGGAUUCUCUGGCCAACGCCUCUUUGCCAACAUCAACUUCGCUGAAGUCACUUCCGCCGUCCGCAUGGAUCUUCCAUGUCAAAGGAGCGGCAACCAUAUUGACGGCAGUAUGGCCCCUGAGCGAGAAAUCCAGAUUUUACAAGUUUAUCUCGGUCGACCUCGGCGACCUGGGGGAAAUCGGCUACGACUUGAUUUCUGGUGAACUAUCAACAGAUACAGCAAAGGCUGACAUGCUAAAAAUGAAAUACUCCUCCAUUCAGUGCUUUGACGAAGAGAUACGGGAUAUGUUCCCGAUUCCGCUCCACUCGCCAUAUCUACCAACACUGGCCUACAUGGCAAAGCUUCACAUGGAACGGAACAAGAAAGACUUUAUUUUGAGAGUGUUUGCCUUUCCUGCCCUUCUGGACAAACGGUUCCUGGGACUGCUUAUCAGUUGUGACCUCUCAGCAAUGAGGAUAAUGCGAUGCUAUUAUAAACUGCUUCGAAAUUUCACCGACGAAAUGAAGGACAAGGUCUGGUUCUUGGAAGGUGUUUCUUCUGUUCUUCCGGUAGAUGUGGAAGAAUAUUCGGGAGGUGGUGGAAUGCACAUGAUGCUGGAUUUCCUUGGCGGUCCGUCCACAACAGAAGACGACGGGAUUCUCAAUGCUAUGCCCAGCAUCUUCUUCAAUAACUGAAAGCUUGGGGUUGGAUGAAACAUCGGGACUGGAAGACGAUACCACAUUCAUUGAUGUAAACUAAAUUUUCGUUCGAGCAAUUCCAUCAGGGUCUCUGUUGACUCCCAGUUCUAAUAGUUUGGCAAACGCUGAAGCAAAGUCUCUCAUAAAUAGCUCGGAAUCUUUUGCAUACACUUCAAUCCAAUACUUGAAUGUAGGAUUCUUGAUCAGCUCCAUAUCUGUCAUCAACAUCAUCAAGCUGUGAUCGGAGUUGUAAUACUGUGGCAUGCCCGUCAGAGGGACUUGCUCGAGGCUCCACGUAUCCUCCAGUAACACUUUGAAAAACUCAUUGUCAAACUUGAUUGGAUGGGGAGUCCAACUGCCGUCAAAUCCACUAAACUUCACGUGGCACCCACCCAAGGUGUGGCCACCACCGAUCAACGCAACAAGUUCCUGAUCAUUGAAUCCAAGCCGUUGAGUGAACACUUCAUGAAUGUGUUCAGUACCUUUUGUAGCCAAUGGAAGUCUUCCCAUCGGAGGCACUUUGCUGGAGUCUGGACAAUCUGUUCUUCCUGGCUUCCACUCAAUCUUUGGUCCCCCCAUGGCUUCAAUAGCCACCACCCCUCCUAAUGUAUACAAAUCAGCAAAAGAUAUCCAAGAAUAUUUCUCGUGAAUUUGAUCCAGAUACGAUUUAGCAGUGUGCAGCCCUGUAUUCCCGGGAUCAUUGAAUUCUUGCGCGAAUCUCAUUGUACCCCCAUUACAUCCACCGGUACCUG